CAGGAGGUGGAUUAGGUUACGAGAGGCACAAGUCGCCGUUGCAGACCUACAGAACCAGCACCAUGUCGCAGACAACCACGUAUGGACUAAACUGACAAUCGACUCAGCUCAACCUGUGACAUACUGACUGUACAGAUCAUGCUCAACGUGUUAAUAAUAGGGGGAGGCCCUCAUGCCUUGACCCUGGCUAGCUUGCUAUCCAACCCGGACCCUGACCAUGACUUAACCCUUUCCCGCCCCUACUCAGACCCUGUGGGGCCUCAACUACAGCUAGAAACAUACAACAAAACAUGCUGCAGUGAAAAGAAGAAAAGGUGGCUUCCAGGUCGAACACUGAAGGAGCAACUACCUAAGUCAUCAGUGUCACAGAGGGCCCUUUGCCCCCAGCUGAGUCUCCGAGUCAUAGAUUCCUAUGGAGAGUGGACCGGGUUGUGGGAGAGCCAGUUCAUGGCUCUGAACAUCCCUCACCUGCGCUCACACACAUUGGUGCACACAGAUCCUCUCAAUAAGAAAGCGCUGCAGGAGUUUGUGUCGAAGCAUGGUCGUUCAGCAGAGCUUCACAGUCUCCCAGACCACGUUUACAUCCUGGAUGAAAAUGCGUUUUUUAACGACCAGCGACUCGGCAAGAAGGAGAGGAAACGUCUCAACAUGGCCUCAACACUCAGGAAGAGUUUAUGCUUUAGUCUGCCGGGAACUAGACUGAGUGUGGAUUUCUUUAGAGAGCAGGUCAAGAGAUACAACUUGGACAAAUUAAUGAUAAAGGGAACAGUGGAGCGCAUCAUUCCUGUAUUUGAGCACGGGAAGGAGACUGAAGAGGAGAUUGAUGAGAUACAGGUGAAGGGAACCCGUAGGAGGGAGGAAGCCAGAGGAGGAGUGAAGUAUUUCGAAGUCCAUCUCCAACAAGGCGUCGUCCUAACAGCUCACCAGGUUGUCCUGGCAACGGGCCCAACCCGUGCCAAGAUGGCAAACAUCCCUUCCUGGGUGGAAAGUAUUGAUGAAAGCUAUCCAGAGGAGCGCCUGCGGCACACGGUGCACCUUAUGCACCACCUGGUAAAGUCGAAACAAAACCCUACGUGUCAGGGAGAGAUCAAAAGCUUUGCCGCUAGAGUGUGUGAGGAGGGCCAGAGAGUGAUGAUAGUCGGCGGAGGUCUGACCAGCGCUCACGUUGUCUCUAUAGCCCUGCAGCAAGGUGCCAGCCAUGUGACGUGGGUUAUGAGGAAACACCUGCAGUUGAAGCAGUUUGACGUGGGGGAUGUGGAGAGCCUGGUGGGUCGCUACUCCCACGUGGAGCAUGGCAUCCAGAUGGACGGCCGAGCCUAUCUGCAGCAGUUCUACAAUGAACGAAGCCUCCACAGACGGCUGGCUAUGAUUCACCAGGCGAGGAAAGGCGGCGCCGUCACACCCGAGGCUUACAUCCACUUAAAGCCCUUUAUAGAGAAUGGACAGGUGGACGUGAGGACGUACUGUCAGGUGAGUGAAGCCAGGUGGUGCUACAGGAGCCAGGCCUGGAGUCUGUCCCUCAGCAUGGGGGCCCGUUGGACCGGAGACGUCAUCUGGCUCGCCACUGGCUGCAAGCUCGAUGUCAAGCAGGACUCGCUGCUUUCUGGCGUCAUGGAGGAAUUCCCACUUCAGGUGAUAAAUGGCUGGCCGUGCAUAACAGAAACGCUCCAGUGGGCAGAAGGGUGCCCCCUCUAUCUGAUGGGCCAGUACGCCGCUCUUCAGAUCGGACCUCAUGCGGUAAACUUGGCCGGCGGACAGGCUGCCAGCCUCCGAAUCGCCAAGGAUAUCAUGCGGCAUCAGCAGCGAGAAAGUGGAGAGGCCUCUGAACUGAACGGGGAGAAAUCUAAAGCAGAGGAAUAUGUUCAACAUAUGCAAGGUCUCUUUUGGCUUUAACCAGUGUACAACACACUCCAGUCAGAGGAAGUCUAGGUCUGUCAGUCACAUUCUGUACACACGCCACUCCUGUAAAGCUCAGUUUACAGUUCCUUUGUCCAUAGUCCUUGAUGCUAUUUACUGUAAAGUUACACUUCAACAUUAGAGCUCUCAACAAGUGGAGUUACCUAAAAUGCUCCAAGCUGGUGUGUGUGUGAUGAGCAGCCGCAACUGGAAAUUAACUUGAAAAUGGAAUCCGUUAAAGCAAUAAUAAUAUGCAAUAUACAUACGUGUGUGUGUGUGUACACAAGUAUUACUGUUGUCUUUGCACAGUUAUUGCUUCUUGUUGUUUACUUUUUCCUUUUUCCUCUCAAUUGCUACUGAAAACACAAGCAUUUUCCCCAGUAAACUAUGCACAAUGUGCUCCCUCUGUAA
Messenger RNA from Betta splendens (Siamese fighting fish), 2307 nucleotides. RefSeq lists its product as uncharacterized. Bases 139 to 1893 code for a protein of 584 amino acids. The record is from RefSeq and is a predicted model, not a curated record. NCBI's taxonomy places the organism in Eukaryota, Metazoa, Chordata, Actinopteri, Anabantiformes, Osphronemidae. The transcript has 9 exons.